Molecule: messenger RNA, 1401 nt
Organism: Closterium sp. Naga37s-1
Lineage: Eukaryota; Viridiplantae; Streptophyta; Zygnematophyceae; Desmidiales; Closteriaceae
Source: the annotation of a GenBank genome assembly
AUGAGCGUCGCGCGCUUUAAUUUCUCCCACGGUUCGCACGACUACCAUCAGGAGACCCUGGACAAUCUUCGCACAGCGUCCGCCAAUACCGGCAUCAUGUGCGCCGUGCUGCUGGAUACCAAGGGUCCGGAGAUCCGCACGGGGUUCCUGAAGGACAGCAAGCCGGUGCAGCUGGUGAAGGGGAACGAGGUGACGAUAACGACGGACUACGAGGCGCUGGGCGACGAGACCACCAUCGCCAUGAGCUACAAGAGCCUUCCCAGCGACGUCAAGCCCGGCGGACAGAUUCUCUGCGCCGACGGGUCAAUCACGCUCAGCGUGAUCUCGUGCAACCCCACGGCAGGCACGGUGCAGUGUCGGUGUGAGAACACGGCAGUGCUGGGCGAGCGCAAGAACGUGAACCUGCCGGGAGUGAUAGUGGACCUGCCCACCAUCACGAGCAAGGACGAGGAGGACAUCAUGCAGUGGGGCGUGCCCAACCGCGUCGACUUCAUUGCUGCUUCCUUCGUGCGCAAGGGGUCGGACCUUGGGAUCAUCCGCAAGCUGCUGGGACCCAAGUUCAGCAAGUCCAUCCAGAUCAUCUCCAAGGUGGAGAACCAGGAGGGGCUGGUGAACUUUGACGACAUUCUGCGCGAGUCAGACGGCAUCAUGGUGGCUCGAGGCGACCUGGGCAUGGAAAUCCCCAUCGAGAAAAUCUUUCUCGCGCAGAAGAUGAUGAUCCACAAGUGCAACGCUGCAGGCAAGCCGGUGGUGACGGCCACACAGAUGCUUGAAUCCAUGACCAAGUCCCCCCGCCCCACGCGUGCGGAGGCGACGGACGUGGCGAAUGCAGUGCUGGACGGCACCGACGCCGUCAUGCUGUCGGGGGAGACGGCCGCGGGGUCAUGGCCCGUGGAGGCCGUCACCGUGAUGGCACGCAUCUGCCGGGAGGCAGAGGCGUCGCUGGACUAUCACUCCAUCUUCAAGACCAUCAUGGCCGAGGCUGCCAUGCCCAUGAGCCCCCUGGAGAGUCUGGCGUCUUCUGCUGUGCGCACCGCCAAUAAGGCGCGUGCGGUGCUGAUCAUUGUGCUCACCAGGGGAGGCUCCACCGCCAAGCUAGUGGCCAAGUACCGCCCGCCCAUGCCCAUCCUCUCUGUAGCCGUCCCCGUUAUGACGUCGGACGACCUCACGUGGUCCAUUAGUGACGAGUCUCCUGCUAGGCACGCGCUUGUGUGCCGUGGUCUUGUCCCGUUGCUGGCCGAGGGGGCUGCCAGAGCCACGGAUUCAGAUACGACUGAUGAGCUUAUCUCUGCGGCGUUGAGAGCGGCCAAGCAGAGGGGGUUCUGCCGUGAAGGGGAGUCGGUGGUUGCUCUUCAUCGCAUCGGGAAUGCGGCUGUGAUCAAAAUCAUCUCGGUGAAGUAA